CAGGCGAGGCGGCCAAUGGGCGGCGGGGACGGACGGUGUGGGCCAAUGAGCGACGGGGGGCGGGCCCUCUGUGACACGCUGUUUCCCGCAGUUGAUGUGCUGCUGAAGGCUGUGGGCGACACCCCCAUCAUGAGGACCAAGAAAUGGGCGGUGGAGCGGACCCGGACCAUCCAGGGCCUCGUGGACUUCAUCAAGAAGUUCCUCAAGCUGAUGGCCUCCGAACAGCUGUUCAUAUAUGUUAAUCAGUCUUUUGCUCCAUCUCCAGACCAAGAAGUGGGGACCCUCUAUGAGUGUUUUGGAAGUGAUGGCAAGCUGGUACUGCAUUAUUGCAAAACUCAGGCUUGGGGAUGAAUGACUGGCAACACAGUUGGUCAGGUGUUCUCCUCAAAAAUGGAGAAAGGACUAACUUAAAUUCAAGUUAUAAAUACACAGAAAGAGGGAUUUUUGCAUUGCUGCCUAUGAACAUAUGAUGCAGGUGAAUAGCAUACACAAAGAGCUGGCUAUGCUAUAUGAUCAGGCUUUUUUUCGGAUGUACCUUUGGGGUGCAGGAAAAACACCUGUAUUUGCCAUGCAGGGUAGAGCCAGCACUUUCGCUGCUGGCUACUUAAUUGCUGUAUCUGAAGGGAAACUAUUUCAGUUGUCUGCAGGACUGACUGGACAGCACUGAUUAUAUGCUGUACUGAAGAUAUGAGAACCUUUUUAUUAAAAGUAAUGUCUGUUGUACAUGUAGCCUGGGAUUCCAUUUACUUCUGAGGUGUUGUGUGUUGUGUCCUUUUUGAAAUUUUCAUCUUGAAUGUGCUUUAUCUCAUAUCAUUUCAAGACAGUAUUUUGAUUUUUUUUGUGUAAUAUAUAGGAAUGGGUAUAUAGUCUAAUUACCCUUUGCCUUCAUUAUGUUGGCAAUGUGAGUGCCUCGUUUAUAAUGGCACAGUAUCAGAAGUCUCAGAAUACUUCCCUCGUGCACAAAUUUUGUAGUGAUUUUUUUGAAGGGUCAACACUUAGCAGCUUUUAAGGUGUUUCUGCUGAUGCUAUUUAAUGACUUGCAUCUUUAAUUGAAUGAUGUGACUAGCUGUAGCAUCUAGACUUCAUGAAGAAGUAGAUAUGAGGUGCUAAAAAGUCUGUAUAUUCUCUUUUUGACUGUUGUUAAUUUUCAUGUUUCACUAGCUGUGUAGAAUGCAGUUUAUAUUCUUUUACCAAAUCAUAGCAGUGAGGAUUGAGUAGAGUUUUUUUUCAUUAUGGAGAGAACUUGGUACCUUGAGUAGGGUGCUGACCUUUGCUUUUAUGUAUUGGGAGUUUGGGUGUGAGGGGUGGAGAUUUUUAGUGGAGUUACUUGAAAUGUCUGUUGUACAGUCUUUUAUGUUUGUUUAAGAUGAAACAAAUUAAACAUUAGUUGUAUGCUUGCAGAA
Molecule: messenger RNA, 1403 nt
Organism: Cyanistes caeruleus (blue tit)
Lineage: Eukaryota; Metazoa; Chordata; Aves; Passeriformes; Paridae
Source: RefSeq, a predicted model, not a curated record